Penicillium brevicompactum is the source of this 897-nucleotide messenger RNA. RefSeq names its product putative cyclin. NCBI's taxonomy places the organism in Eukaryota, Fungi, Ascomycota, Eurotiomycetes, Eurotiales, Aspergillaceae. The transcript is spliced from 2 exons. Gene Ontology annotation, molecular function: cyclin-dependent protein serine/threonine kinase regulator activity. The record is from RefSeq and is a predicted model, not a curated record. Gene Ontology annotation, cellular component: nucleus. The coding region runs from base 1 to 897 and encodes 298 amino acids. Gene Ontology annotation, biological process: regulation of transcription by RNA polymerase II.
AUGGCUCCCAGCGGUCUGAAGCACCUGUCCAACGCCCUGGCAACGCCAGACCAACUAUCCAAUUCAUCCUCCUCUCUAGACGGUGUACCAUCUGAUCUGGAGACCUCAAUUCGCUGCGCAGGCGCGCAGCUCACUCAGACUGCCGGUGUUCUCCUGCAUUUGUCGCAAGAUAUUAUCGCCCAGGCAAUCGUAAUCUUCACGCGAUUUUGGCUUGGCGCUGACGGAGGUAGCUUACGAAUUUACUCCGUCAAGGAUGUAUCCGCUGCGGCUCUCUACUUAACCGCCAAGCUUUCCUUCCAGCCCACCUCCCCUCGCUCCGUGCUCAAUGUAUAUACAUUCCUCCUAUCAAAAGAUGCUUCGCCCCUGUGGUUUGUGAGGCAAGGCGGCUCUCCUGAAGCUCCUCCUUCACCCGAGACCUACAUCCUUUCCGAGGGCGGCUACCAGGCCACACGCCAGAUCCUCCUCCACACCGAAGCCGUGAUCCUUCGGACCCUCGGCUUUGACACUCAUGUCGCUCUUCCCCACACAAUUGCGUUAACAUACCUCCAAACAUUGGGCUUGUCGAACCCUGCCGUUUCCCAGCGGACGCUACAACAUCUCAAUGCGGCCUUACUUUCGCCUCAACUUCUCUACGUGACCCACCAGCCCAACGCGCUGGCUGUGGCUGCCAUAUACCUCGCGUCUCGCGAAGAGGGCGCCAAGCUCGUAGACAGCGAUUGGUGGGAGGUGUUUGACGUCGAUCGUGAAGAGCUUGGAUUCUUGGUCGUUGGCAUGAAAAGUAUGGAAGGUUUCACGCGAGUCGAGCUUAGCUUAUGGAAUAACCGAUCAAUCCCCAUGAUUCCUGAUGAGGUCGAUGCCGAGAUCGAGCGCCGGCGGCUGAUGGAAGAUGGUGAGUGA